UACAGUCGCUUUCAGUAAUGCGAAUUCGCUUUGUAGCUGUUGGAUUAAAUCAUGGAUUUUUUUACAUUUUGAUGGAUAUACACAAUAAAUUUUACCUCCGUGAAUUAGAGCACCAAAAAUGUUGUAAAAUCCAACAGAAAAAGUGAUAUUUCAUGUGGAAUCAGUGACUUUGGUCCUUGUUCACAGGAACAUUGUUGUCAUUCAUGAUUUAAUUUGACGAGGCUCUGUAGCAGCAUUAGUCACCUGCCCGACCUGGCGAAAGGCGUCCUGAAAACAGCAGAAUUCAACCAGCUCCCAGCAGCAGUGGACAAGAUAAGGAGCAUGCUUGAUGAGCUCAAGAAGACAAGGAUGAAAGACCAAGCUUCACUGGAGAACUCCUACAAGGACAUCAUAACUGAAAUCAAUGCUCUCCGCAAUGAUAUAAACACCAUCCUAGACCAGCUUCAGGAAAAGACAGUUAAACAGUUGGAUAGUUUGAUGAAAUAUUUAGAGAAAGAUGUGAAAGAUGAUUUGGAAACUUGUGUAAAUACGAAUGACCAGCUCAAGACCAUGGUGAAUACACUACAGCAGAGUACUAGCAAACACAAGGAGAUCAAUCUUUACAUAGGAUUCAGAAAAUGUCAGACCAAGUUGAAUGAGACAAAGAGUCUGGUGCAAAAAAUACAGAAAAAGCCAAAAGAAGGGAUCAGGUUCAAAUCUGAUGAAAGUGUGUUAUCAUUUCUUAGAAACCUUGACAGCCUUGGCAAUGUUGAUAAUGUACACUCCAUGUCAAAAACAACAGAUACCGUCCAUGUGUAUAAGAUUCAAAGUCAACAACGCUAUAAUGUUAAAAUAAAAGAAGACCAAAAAGAUUGCUAUAUUGUAAGUAUUUGUGAGUUGCCCAGUGGAGAGGUGGUCAUUACUGACGAAAUAAACAUAAGAGUGAAGCUUUUGAACCAGCAAUACAAGGUCAUUGAUCACUGUGAUCUUCCUGCUACUCCUAAAGGUGUGUGUCAUACUACUGGCAACGAGUUUGCUGUAGCUGUUGAUAAGACUAAGGUUUUACAUGAGGUCCACUUCCUUACAGUGACCAAAGGGCAGCUACAGACAGUGAGAAAGUUCACCACAAACCAUAAGUGCCACACCAUUGCCCACCACCAUAGCCAUAUGUAUGUGGGCUCCUAUGAUACCCUGUACCUGUACACAAUGGAUGGAGACCUAAAGAGGAAGAUAUAUGAAGAAAAGUCUAGUGGCGGCACAGUGUAUCGAUUUGCUUUUAGUCCUGAUGGAGAGAGAAUUUAUGUUGCAAAUAGCCAUGAACAUAAAUUAGUAACAUUGGAUAAAGUUGGACAAGUGCUAUCUACAUUAGAAGACCCUGAAUUACAGUGGCAUACUGGAGUAUGUGUAAGCCCCAGUGGCCAUGUGUUUGUGUGUGGUGCUAAGUCUCACACUGUUUUACAGGUAGACCGAGAAGGGAGACAGAAGCUGGCCACAGUUGUCAGGAAGGCUGAUGGCUUGUAUUCGCCGCGGUCAGUUUGGUUCAAUGAACAAACCUCCAGCCUCAUUGUUGGGAAUGCUGAUAGUGACAGUAUCGUUGUUUUUAAGUUGUGUGUUGAGUUUUGAAUCAGAGUUGUUAUCCAUGUGUAUAACACAUGUCAAAUUUAGCAAGUGUUGUAUUGUUUUAGUAGUAAAUGUAACAGUUGUUCUUGCCAAUUGUACUGUAAAUAUUAUUUUAUCAUAUUAUAAUAUAUUUCCAAUUGUACAAUAGUUUAUGUAUUGCAUACGUCAUUAUACAUGUAAAUAUAUCAAUUUAAUAUGCUGAUAUGUAGUGUAUGAACUAAGCAAUCGAGCAACUUGCGGUACUUGCUCUGGUAUUUCGA
Mya arenaria is the source of this 1859-nucleotide messenger RNA. RefSeq lists its product as uncharacterized. The coding region runs from base 322 to 1602 and encodes 426 amino acids. Gene Ontology annotation, biological process: proteasome-mediated ubiquitin-dependent protein catabolic process; protein polyubiquitination. Gene Ontology annotation, molecular function: protein binding; ubiquitin protein ligase activity. NCBI's taxonomy places the organism in Eukaryota, Metazoa, Mollusca, Bivalvia, Myida, Myidae. The record is from RefSeq and is a predicted model, not a curated record. The transcript has 2 exons.